UAAAAUCCAGCAAUAAACGAUCGCCCCUCAACGCGUCUCCUAAAUCGACGAAGAAAACAGCAAUUCGCACCCGACCUACGAAGCAACCAUAUGCACAACAAAGCAGUAUCAUCUAGCGGCGGGAAAGAAGUAGCGCCCGAUCUGGGCUGCGGUGGUCAUGCCCGUGGUAAUUUGCCCCAUCUGCGACCGGGAGGUCAAGCCGCUCGACAUCAACGCCCACAUCGACUCGGGCUGCGAGACGUACCUCCUCGAGAAGAUCAGCAUAAAUGACGACGCCAGCGCCAGCUCCAGCGCAGGUGGGGGUGGGAGCGGGCGUACGUCGACUCCCCCCAGCCAGACACAACCGCCGAGCUCGACACAGAAGAAGCGCUCCGCCUCGACCUUCUUCCAGACCCCGGCCGCAAAGCGACAGGCACCCUCAAUCCCCGCUACGACGAGCACGACGGGCUCGACACCUUUCCAGUCGAGCUCCAGCGCUGGAGCAGGACCCAACACCGUCAAGGCGGCCGCCGGAGUGAAGCGCAGCUUCGAGGAAGGGCCGGGACAGAGCUCACCCCCGGUAGCAAAAACAGAACCAACCGGGCACUUAGCGGCUGAGGUAAAUGGCAAUCCCACAGAAAUAAAACCCAACGGUAUCGCGGCCAUGCCCCCCGGCGCGAAGCGGACCAAGACCAGCCGGUCGACGCCGCUAGCAGAGCGCAUGCGCCCGACCUCGCUCGACGAUGUGUGCGGCCAGGACCUCGUCGGCCCGAACGGCGUGCUGCGCUCGCUAAUCGAGUCGGACCGCGUGCCGUCCAUGAUCCUGUGGGGCAGCUCGGGCACGGGCAAGACGACCAUCGCCCGCUGCAUCGCGCGGCGCGUCGGCAGCCGCUUCAUCGAGCUGAACGCCACCAGCACCGGCGUAGCCGAGUGCAAGAAGCUCUUCGGCGAGGCCGCCAGCGAGCUGGCGCUGACCGGCCGCAAGACCAUCAUCUUCUGCGACGAGAUCCACCGCUUCUCCAAGUCGCAGCAGGACGUCUUCCUCAAGCCCGUCGAGGCCGGCACCAUCACGCUCAUCGGCGCGACGACGGAAAACCCGAGCUUCAAGAUCCAGUCGGCGCUGCUCAGCCGCUGCCGCACCUUUACCCUGCAGGUGCUGUCCCUCGAGGACGUACAGCGCAUCCUACUGCGGGCCCUGCAGCAAGAAACGGACGGCGCGGCCGCGCCAAGCCCCCUCGUCGACGACGAGCUGCUGCACUACCUCGCGGCGUUUGCCGACGGGGACGCGCGAACGGCGCUGAACCUGCUCGAGCUCGCGCUGUCGCUCGCCAACAACCCCACGCCGCCGGCGGACAGCGACCACCCGCUGACCAAGGACGACAUCAAGGCGGCGCUGACCAAGACGCUCGUGUACGACCGGGCGGGCGACCAGCACUACGACACCAUCUCGGCGUUCCACAAGGCGGUGCGCGGGUCCGACGCGGACGCGGCGCUGUACUACCUGGCGCGCAUGCUGCAGUCGGGCGAGGACCCGCUGUUCGUGGCGCGGCGCAUGGUAGUGAUCGCGUCCGAGGACGUCGGGCUGGCCGACAACACGCUGCUGCCGCUGGCCACGGCCGCGUACACGGCGACGCAGCAGAUCGGCAUGCCCGAGGCGCGCAUCCCGCUAGCCCACUGCGCCGUCGCCCUGUGCCUCGCCCCCAAGAGCACCCGCUCCUACCGCGGCCUCAACAACGCCUACUCGGCCCUGCAGGAGCCCGGCGUCGCCGGCCUGCCCGUGCCCCUGCACCUCCGCAAUGCCCCGACCCGCCUCAUGCGCGACCUGGGCUAUGGCGCAGAGUACAAGUACCCCCCCAACUACAAGGACGGGAAAGUCAGGCAGACGUACCUACCCGAUGCCCUGCUCGAUCGCCGCUUCCUCGAGGAUAGGGACCUCGGGACCGAGAUCGAUCCGGACGCCAACAUGGCGGAUUAGGGGAAUGGAAUGUAUUCUUAAUUUUACGGCCCAUGGUUUGCGGUUCAUGUCUCUCCCAGACCACUGGGGUCGGGUUUAUUGGUUGGUUUGUUAGAUAUAAUAGGGGUUUGGGCUUGGUUUGGCGCCCUUUGCUCUUUGGAGGAGUCACCUAGGAUACCGAGGCAGUCGAUUUAGUAAUAGAGGCGAUUAAGAGUUUCUUGUACAAGACGUACGAGGUUCCUGUAUACCUCUACAAGCUCUCUGAUACGGAGUAUCUA
This is a messenger RNA of Lasiosphaeria miniovina, 2211 nucleotides long. RefSeq lists its product as uncharacterized. Gene Ontology annotation, molecular function: enzyme activator activity; single-stranded DNA helicase activity; ATP binding. Gene Ontology annotation, biological process: DNA synthesis involved in DNA repair; DNA-templated DNA replication; DNA repair. The transcript has a single exon. Lineage: Eukaryota; Fungi; Ascomycota; Sordariomycetes; Sordariales; Lasiosphaeriaceae. Gene Ontology annotation, cellular component: nucleus. The record is from RefSeq and is a predicted model, not a curated record. The coding region runs from base 158 to 1954 and encodes 598 amino acids.